GUUACAAUACAUUGGUUAUUGGUAUAUUACAAUAAUAAAAUCGAAUAUUUUAAUCUGAAAAACAAGCUAAAAUUGUAAUAGUAGUUUCGCCACUUAAAAUUGUCGAAUAUACCAAAAUAUUUCCCGCCACAACUUAGCAUUAUUUGUUUGAUCAAAACAAGAGCAAAGGGGAAACUUAAAAAGAUUUUGACCAUGAAUUAUCUUGAAAGUAUUGAAGUUGAAAACUUCAAAUCUUAUCGUGGGAAAAUUCUAAUCCCAUUCAAAAAGUUCACUGCUAUAAUUGGACCAAAUGGAUCAGGAAAGUCCAACCUUAUGGACGCCAUCAGUUUUGUCCUUGGUGAGAAGACGAGCAGUUUACGAGUGAAGAAAUUAUCGGAUUUAAUUCACGGAGCUCCGAUUGGUCGACCAAUAUCUACACGGGCUAGAGUUACUGCUACUUAUUGUAAUUCAAAUGGAGAAAAGACAGAAUUUACGAGAAUAAUCAAAGGAACUUCCGCUGAGAAUCGUAUCAAUGAUAAAGUGGUGACACACGCAGAGUACAACAAAGAAAUGGAAAAAAUCAAUAUUUUCAUCAAAGUGAAAAACUUUCUUGUCUUCCAAGGUCAAGUUGAAUCAAUAGCAAUGAAAAACCCAAAAGAGCGAACCCAGUUAUUUGAGGAGAUCAGUGGGUCGGGUGAGUUUAAAGAGGAAUAUGAGAAAGCAAAGUCAGAAAUGAGCAAAGCAGAGCAAGAAACACAAUAUUCCUUUCACAGGAAAAAAGGAAUUGCUGCGGAAAGGAAGGAAGCGAAACAGGAAAAGGACGAAGCUGAUAAAUAUCGUAAGUUGAGAGAUGAUUAUUCCAACCUUCGACUCCAACUGAUGCUCUUCAAACUCUUCUAUAAUGAGAAGGAGAUUGAAGCCAUACGAGCUGAAGCUGAUACAAAGAACAAAGACAUUCGCCACCAUAUAAGGAAACGCGAGAAAUAUGAGGAGGAGAUAAAGAGGAAGAAGCAGGAGCAAGGGAAGAUGAUGAGAGAACUCUCCGCUCUUGAAAGGGCGAUUCAGGAGAAGGAAACGGAGUUAAAUAGGAAACGUCCAAUGUAUAUUAAGGCGAAAGAAAACACCAACUUUGUGAUGAAGAAAGUUGAAUCUGCGAAGAAAUCGUUGCGUACAGCGGAGAACCGACACGAGAGUCACAUGCAUGUAAUAGAAGAUCUACAGAAACAACUGCAGGAAAUUGAGGAAAGAAGAAAAGAGUUUGAUGGACAGGUGGAGCUAGAGAGCCAGACUGAGGGUCGAGAUUUGGAACUUGAAGAAUCUCAGAUCACAGAGUACAACAGGUUGAAAGAGGAGGCAGCUAAACGAUCAACUGCUCUCAAUACAGAGAUUGAGAAACUUCAGCGAGAACAGCAAACUGACCAAGAGAAGUUGGAUGCUGAGCGCCGUAAAAAGAGCGAGUUAUGGUCCCAACAGAAACAGAAGAAAAAAGAACUUGAAGAAUCAAAGUCCCGAGUUGAUAAGUUGAAAGAUUACAUUGAAACGAGCCAUACCACACUACAAGAACAUAAGAAACUGAAAGUGGAUUUAGAAAAGCAGGUUCAAAGUUCGUUCGAGAGAAUUCGUGAGAUCAACAUCGAGUUGGAGGAAGUGAUGAAAAAGCAAGGAGAUGCAAAAGUGGAUCGGACCGAGAGCUCGAGGCAAAAACGUCGACUCGAAUUGCUUGAAACUCUUCGCAGACUUUUCCCUGGAGUGUAUGGACGUGUAUUAGAUCUAUGUGAGCCAAUCCACAAUCGCUACAAGAUAGCCAUCACCAAGGUGCUUGGGAAAUACAUGUAUGCUAUCGUGUGUGACUCUGAAAAGACAGCAAGAGAUUGCAUUCAAUAUAUGAAGGAACAAUGUGCGGAACCUGAGACUUUCUUGCCUUUGGAUUAUAUUGAUGCAAAACCAACGAACGAACAGCUUAGAACCAUUAGAGAACCAAACGGGGUGAAACUUGUGAUAGAUGUAAUAAAAUAUGACUUGCCUGCUAUUAAAAAAGCUUUACAAUUCACUUGCGGCAACUCGCUUGUGUGUGAAAGCGCUGAAGAUGCGAGAAAAGUUGCGUUUGGUCAAGUACAAAAACACAAGGAUGGUUUUGGAGGCUCAGAUGUUCAAAGAAGAAACCAGGCUGUGGCCCUGGAUGGGACUUUGUUCCAAAAAUCGGGAGUUAUUUCGGGUGGUGCAACUGAUUUAAAGAGGAAAGCUCAGCGCUGGGACGAAAAAGUUUUGGAUAUUCUGCAAUCUAAGAAGGAAAAACUGACAGAGGAAUUGAAACAAGAAAUGAAGAAAAAGAGAAAAGAAGCAGAUCUUAAAAACAUCAUCAGUCAAAUUGGAGGAUUACAAAACCGGAUCAAAUACUCUCAAAAUGAUCUUGAUAACACGGAGAAGGGGAACAUGAAGGAACACAAAGAGAAAAUUGAAGAAUUGGAUCGUCUCCUGCAAGGUUUUGAGCCUCGUUUCAUGGAGAUAGAAGAGAGAAUGAGAACAAGAGAAGGAGAGAUAAAUUGUUUCCGAGCGAGCAUGAAUGAAGUUGAAGAUCAAGUGUUCCGAAACUUCUGCGUUCUCAUUGGUGUUCCAAACAUUCGUGUUUACGAGGAGAGAGAAUUAAGAAGACAACAGGAGACUUUGAAAAAGAGGUUGGAAUUCGAUAACCAGAAAUCUCGUGUAACAAACCAAUUGGAAUAUGAGAACUCGCUUGAUACAAAUCAGAAUGUGGAGAAAUGGAGAGAAAUGAUUAAAAAUGAUGAAGCAAAUAUAAGCCAUCAUAAAGAGGAAGAGAAAAAAGCAAUGAAGUUAAUCCAAGAGACUGAAAAUGCUCUUCAAGAAGUAAAGUCAAAGAAAAUACAGAAGAGACGAGAUUGUGAUGAGAAGACAACGGAAAUUGAAGAUGUGAGAAAAGACCUUGGGAAACUCAAUAAGGAAAUGGCUCAGUUCCAAAAGGUGAUCACAUCUCAGGAGUUAAAGAUUGAACAGAAGAGGGAACAAAAACACUCCCUCCUCCAGCAAUGUAAGAUGGAAGAUAUUUCUCUUCCAAUGAAAAGAGGAACGAUGGACGACAUUGAUGAAUCGGAACAUUUGUCCGAAUCCAGCAAUGCAUUAAGUCAAAGUACGAGCGCCGUUUAUGAUAAAGAAGCAAAGUUGGAGCUUGAUUAUCGAAAACUACCAUCUGAUUUACGGAAUUUAGAGCUUGAUGAAGUGAAGCGUGAAGGAGAGCGCUUGCAGUCGCGCAUGAAUGAUUUAUCAUCAACAAUUCAACGAUUCGUUGCCCCGAACAUGAAAGCACUCUCUCAUCUUGAUGAAGUUAAGCGACAAUAUCAUGAAUCGAAGGAUCAGUUCGACAGCUACAGGAAACGGGCUCGUAAACACAGACAGGAUUUUGAGAUGGUUAAAAAGAAGCGUGUGGAACACUUUAACCAAUGCUUCGAUUAUGUGGCAACUAAAAUUGAUGACAUUUACAAAGAUUUAUCAAGAAAUAAUAGCGCACAGGCUUUUCUAGGACCAGAGAAUACAGAAGAACCAUAUUUGGAAGGUAUAACCUACAACUGCGUAGCACCAGGAAAGCGAUUUCGACCGAUGGAUAAUUUAUCUGGUGGUGAAAAAACUGUUGCUGCCCUCGCUCUUAUAUUUGCCAUUCAUGAUUAUCAACCUUCGCCUUUCUUUGUGUUGGAUGAGAUAGAUGCUGCUUUAGACAACACAAACAUUGGUAAAGUAGCGGAAUAUAUCAAACAAAUGUCAAACCGAGUCCAAUGUAUCGUGAUAUCACUAAAGGAGGAAUUCUACAACAGAGUUGAUGCGUUAGUUGGUAUUUAUCCUCAGCAAAUUGACGGCUGCAUUUCAAGUCGGGUUAUCAGUCUUGAUCUGUCAUGUUAUCCGGAACAAAUCGAGGCUUGAACAUAAAACAUCCCAAGUUGAAAAGUUUAUUAAAUGUUCUUGGAAUACAGUUUGUACAUACAUGUUACAUGUUGUUAUGUUUAACUGCCAAUAAAUGUUCGCACGAGA
Ciona intestinalis (vase tunicate) is the source of this 4017-nucleotide messenger RNA. NCBI's taxonomy places the organism in Eukaryota, Metazoa, Chordata, Ascidiacea, Phlebobranchia, Cionidae. The record is from RefSeq and is a predicted model, not a curated record.